AGCUCCUUUCCUUCCCCUCUUCUUGUUCUUUUCCGUCUCUCUCUCUCUCAUUCUCUUCCAAGAGCACUUCUGCAAAUCGCUGGUUUUGUAAAAUUCCAACCGUCUGAUCUUGAAUCCGACCGUAUUUUCACCGUGAAAGCGGCCCCGAUCUACAAGGAGCUUUAUUAUCUGUUUGAAUGGCCAACAGAGUUCAAAUUCCAACAAGAAACUCUGCACUCAUUGCUAUGAUUGCCGAUGAGGACACUGUAACUGGAUUUCUACUUGCUGGAGUUGGCAAUGUGGACUUGCGAAGGAAGACAAAUUACCUUAUUGUGGACUCAAAAACAACAAUGAAACAAAUUGAGGAUGCAUUCAAAGAGUUCACAGCGAGAGAGGACAUUGCAAUAGUGUUAAUCAGUCAAUAUGUUGCAAACAUGAUAAGGUUCUUAGUAGAUAGCUACAACAAAGCGAUUCCUGCAAUUUUGGAGAUCCCAUCAAAGGACCAUCCUUACGAUCCCACACACGAUUCAGUACUUUCACGAGUGAAGUACCUCUUCUCAGCUGAGUCAGUGGCGUCUGGGAGGCGUUAACUUACCACCACCGGAAGCUGUUAAGAGUUGUGCCCUGAACCAUUUGAUGUAGUAGUUUGCGCUGGAGUUGCUCCUUGUCUUCGGAUUAUUAUAUAUAUUGUGUCAUAUGCACAAUAAGCAAUGUUUAUGAAAAAUAAACAGAGAACUGAAGGAAAGUUCGUAUAUCUGCGUUUUCAUUUGAAAACAGCCAAGAGGAGAGGGCUGUUUCUGUUGAUUGCUACCUUCACUUUUUAUGUAUUCGGCAUUUCCAGUUA
This is a messenger RNA of Diospyros lotus (date-plum), 823 nucleotides long. Its product is annotated as V-type proton ATPase subunit F. The record is from RefSeq and is a predicted model, not a curated record. NCBI's taxonomy places the organism in Eukaryota, Viridiplantae, Streptophyta, Magnoliopsida, Ericales, Ebenaceae. The coding region runs from base 177 to 569 and encodes 130 amino acids. The transcript is spliced from 5 exons. Gene Ontology annotation, molecular function: proton-transporting ATPase activity, rotational mechanism. Gene Ontology annotation, biological process: proton transmembrane transport. Gene Ontology annotation, cellular component: membrane; proton-transporting V-type ATPase, V1 domain.